Messenger RNA from Drosophila ananassae, 10205 nucleotides. Its product is annotated as high affinity cGMP-specific 3',5'-cyclic phosphodiesterase 9A. The transcript is spliced from 11 exons. Gene Ontology annotation, biological process: cGMP catabolic process. Gene Ontology annotation, molecular function: 3',5'-cyclic-GMP phosphodiesterase activity. The record is from RefSeq and is a predicted model, not a curated record. NCBI's taxonomy places the organism in Eukaryota, Metazoa, Arthropoda, Insecta, Diptera, Drosophilidae. Bases 2081 to 6814 code for a protein of 1577 amino acids.
ACUCAAAAACAAAACAAAAACAAACAAACACACGCCCGAUCGAGACCGAACCAGAACCUGGUUGCGCACGAAAUUGAAAAAAAUGUAAAAAAAUGUAAAUGCAAAAAUAUCUCAAAAAUAGCAUAUCUAUACAUGUUUUAGAUAUAAAAAUGCAAUCAAUCGAUAUUUUAAUAAUCUAAAAAUCGAAAGAAAAAUAAACCGAUCGCGAGUAUCGCACCGGCGGGCGGCAAAAAGAUUGUGGAAUCGUGAAAUGUAAUAUUGCUGUGCAAGUGAUUGAUAAGAAAUUGUGCAUUUUCCUUUUUUUUUGUUGUUUUUAAUUUGAAUUUAUUGCCGAAAAUUACAAAAUAAAGCCUGAUAAUAAGGUUAACCCUAAUUAAAGUUUACCGUUAUGGGCUUGUUUAUUUUCAAAUGUUAAUACCGUUAUUCCAAAAAUCGUUCUGAAAACUGAAUUUUUUUUUUAUCAAUUUUUUUGUUAUAAUUUUUUAUUGUUGUUGUUGUUGUUGAUGAGAAUGCAACAAUAAAAGAAAGAAAGAUAAAAAACGAAGAAAAGGGGAGAAAGAAAACAAAAAAAAGAAAGAGAGCAGUGUGUGAGGAAGUUAUAGUUUAAUGUUUGUUAGCUUCAAUUGUGGAAAAAAUUAAAAAAAAAAAAAUUAAUAAAAAAAAGAGAAAAAAAAAAACAAAAACAAGCCACCAUAUAGUGCUGAUUGAUGUCACAAAUACGAAAACAAAUACAAACUAUCACCUUGAGGGAAUUUAUCAACAAGCCGGCGACACAAAACACACAAAUAUAUAUUAUCUUGGGAAAAUAGUUUCAAAAGGACUCGCACACUAUUAAUUGAAAUGCACAGGACGGUGGAAAUUAUUCGUCGGUUGACCAAAUUGGAGUCUGACUGGGACAGGACAGGCAACUAAGGACCAAGGACCAAGGACCAAGGCCAGGCGGCAAGGACAUUAUCCCACGACUUAAUGCGGCCAAAAGAUUUUCUUCAAUAAAAUAAAAUAAAAUACAAGGAGAGAAAAAAAUAUAUAAAUCCUUGAAACGGAAACGGAAGUGACGCCAUUGAGGAGAGCUGGGAGACCCGUAACUCGCGAGAGACAAACGGUGAAAUAAUGCAAAUUAAAACACAAUAAAAUGUAAAACACAAAUGACAGUGCCCGGGGAGGAUACACACAGGACUCAGUGGCGAGAAAUAGCGUUGUAACAUUGCGAAGCGGUUGAAAUGCCAAAAAAUGCGCGUGGCGGCAACUUUUCCACUGAAUUGAUUUGAAAAGCACGGCCGUAGCAGCAGUAGCAGUAGCAGAAACAAAAACAAAACAAAAAAGAAAGUGGUUUAAGGCAUACGGUACGUAUACGCGAUACGCCUGAAAUCUAAGGGAAGGGGCGUGGCAGCAGUAGCAGUGGCAGCGGCAAGAAGCAAACGGAAAUUUGCAUAACUUUGCUGGCGUGGCAUAAACAUCAAAAACAAAUUGCAAGUAACAAAAGAAACGGUCAUAAAAAGGCGCCAUCCUCGUAAAAAUACAAAAUACUACUACGAAAAAAAACAGAAAUUACAAAAAAAAUACAUAUAUAUAGUAUAUAUAUUGACCUCUCUUUCUGUUGAAGCCCCGCUCUUGCUAUCCCGCUCCCACUUGGUGGAAAUAAUAAUUUAUGCAACAGCGAGAGUCGCGCCCAAAAAUCAAACAAGAGUAGAAUAAAAAUAGAGGAAAAAACAUAAAACAAAAACAGAUAAAUAUACCAUAAUCAUAAUAAUUAAGAGAACUAAAAAAAUGUUCUAAAAAAUAAUUUAAGAACUAUCCAAAAACAUAAUAUUUCAAAAAGGAAAAUAAAAGCAACCAAAACGCUAUUAAAACGCUAGAAAAACGCUAGUAAAACGCUAUUAAAACGCUAGUAAAACGCGUUCAAAACGCUAAAAAAUUGUAGUGUUAGAUUUUCAAAAAAAAAGAAAAGAAAAAAUAAAAUAAUAUUAAAAGAACGCUCUCAAGUCUUUGACACCAAUACACUCAGAGAAAAAUCAAGAAAAGAGAGAAUAGGAAGAAGAAAAAAAACAGUAAAAAACCGUUAUACGAGGGUUGCUUAUAAAUGUACCAGGACAGCGGCUGCAGCAGCAGUAGCAGUCGACGUGGCAGCAGUGCAGCAGCAGCAGCAGCAACAUCUGCAACAUCUGCAACAACUGCAGCAGCUGCGCCAGCAACAACAACAUCAGCUACAACAACAACAACAACAACAGCUAGUAGUAGUGAAGAAGAGACCCUCGAAACGCUCACAAUUAUAACAACAACAACAAUAACUGAGACCGAUUUAAAUGCGGCUGCCACAGCGACAACAACAACAACAACGGUUAUAGCAACAACAACAGCAGCAGCAACACUUGCCACAACACUCGGUGGUACUGGUACCGGAGCGGAAGCAGCAACAUUGGUGGGUGGUGCAGUGGGUGCAACACCGGUGGCAGCAAUUAGCGAUAUCGAGGACUCGAGCCUGGUGGAAAGUGAUAGCGAGGAGUGCCAAUAUAUUGAGAUACAACAGGACGGUGGCACCACCAACAGUAGCAACAGCAUCAGCGGCAAUGCGGCACAGCAGCCGCACCAGCAACACCAUUACUUACAACAGCAGCAGCACCAGCAGCAGCAACAACAAUUGCAACAACAGCAAGUGCCACCGGCUGUUGCAGCGGAUGUCCGAUUGUUGCGAAAAAUCGGCUAUAUUGCAUCGAGAGUGCGGUGUCUGGCAAAGUUCUAUGGUGACUUCCGGUUGGUGAACCCGUACAGUGCCCGUCGGCAGCGCCGCCAAUUGCAGGAGAUCCUGUUGCGUCACUCGAUCUUUGAUCCUGGCAAGGAGCAUCAGCGUGCCAUUGUAUUGGCAGCAGCAGCAGCAGCAAUACUCCCAGCAGCAGCAGCAGCAGCAACAGCAGCAGCAGUUGCAACAGUUGCAGCAACAACAUCAAGUAGAAGUAGAAGCAGCAGCAGCAGCAUUGAAUUGGAAUUGGAUCAACAGGAGCAACAGGAGGAUAACGAUUUGGAAGUUGAGGUGGCUAGAAAGUGCUCCACUAGCUCCACAAUAAGCGGUACUGGCAGUGUUUCCGCUUCCGUUUCAAUAUCCGCUUCCGGUUCACAAUCCUUUGCCGUGGCCAGUACAUCGCCCAUCGCUCUGCUCGAGGAGUUACUCAUACAAUUCUACGAGGAUCACGAACAACAGCAACAUUGCAGCAGCAAUUUAACUGUCAUACAGCAACAGUUCACCACCACCUGCAGCAGCAACAACAAUCUAACUAACAACAACAACAAUAAUAAUAAUAAUAAUUACAACAAUAAUUGCCAGAGCAUAGAGAACAACAACAUGUCAACGUCCUUGUCGAAUAUGUCAGUUGUGGGAGAACAGCAACAGCAACAGCAGCAACAGCAACAGUUGCCAGAGCAGCAACAGGUCUUGCCACAACAACCUGCCACAUCUAGUAAUGCUGCUGCUACAGUGACACUGGCAGCAACAGCAACAGCAACAACAACAACAACACCAGCACCACCACCACCACCACUCAUACCAUCACCAACAGUUGCCACAACAGCAGCAGCAACACCAGCAACCACUGGCAGCACUCACUUGCAACCAAGCAACUUUACGGACAGCAAUCCCGACAAUCCCAGACGCCGUCGGGCCAGCGACUGUUCCGCCGUACAGGCCGCCCUCCAGAACCAGCUCCACUGCAUUACACUGAAAAAUAAUAACUGCACUAGCGGUGGUGGUGGGAAAUCAAUGCCCUUUCAUCGUGGCAGCUGCGGGGCGGCUGGAGAGCAUCUGCUGGCUGCCAAUUCGAUUGCCAAUCGGGCCACGAUCAUACUGAGCAAGUCCUGCAGCAAUGUGGAUGGCGAUGCCAUCAACUUGGGCCUGGGAUUGGGCCUGGCCGGAGGCGGCGGAGGUGGUAACAAGUUGAGGGCCAGUGCGGCAGAUAUCGAAUCGAAUGUGGCACUAAACGGUGCCAAUAACGGAAAUGGAAAUGGAAAUGGUAACGGGAAUGGAAAUGAAAAUGGCAAUGGGAAUAACGGGAACGGUAACGGAAAUGCAAAUAGGAAUGCUAACGGAAACGGUAACGGUAACAACGAGUACAGCAUCCUGCAACUGAACAACACGAUCAUCCAGUGCCACUUCAACGACGACGACUUUCGGGCUCUGGUCAAGGACCUCAAGCGGAAGGUCGAGUACACGGAGCGCAUGAAUUGGCUAUGCCUCUCGAAACGUCCUCUAGGACCGCCGCACCGGAAAAGCAGUCUACCAAAGCAUCAGGAGGUGAAGCGCCGCUUCCUGGAAAUUUGUGAUACGACCUUCUCGGAGGAGGUGAAGGCCGCCCUGCGCCUACCCGCCUUCGAUUCCUACGAGUGGGGGGACGCCGACGUCAUCCACUUGAUGCAAACGAUGUUCAUCGAACUGGGAUUCAUCGAGAAGUUCAGCAUUCCGGUGGACACUCUACGAGAGUGGCUAUACGAGGUCUACAAGCACUACAACGAGGUGCCGUUCCACAAUUUUCGGCAUUGCUUCUGUGUUGCCCAAAUGAUGUAUGCCAUUACCAAACAGGCCAACCUGCUGAGCCGCCUGGGCGACCUGGAGUGUCUCAUCCUGCUGGUGUCCUGCAUCUGCCAUGACCUGGACCAUCCCGGCUACAAUAAUAUCUACCAGAUCAACGCCCGUACCGAAUUGGCACUCAGAUACAAUGACAUCUCACCGCUGGAGAAUCAUCAUUGUUCGAUUGCCUUCCGAUUGCUGGAACAUCCCGAAUGCAAUAUCUUCAAGAAUUUUAGUCGCGACACCUUCAACACCAUUCGCGAGGGCAUCAUCCGAUGCAUUCUGGCCACCGACAUGGCCCGUCACAAUGAGAUCCUGACACAGUUUAUGGAAAUAACGCCCGUCUUCGACUACAGCAAUCGUGCUCACAUUAAUCUGCUCUGCAUGAUCCUGAUCAAGGUGGCGGACAUUUCGAACGAGGCCCGGCCCAUGGACGUGGCCGAGCCCUGGCUGGAUCGUCUCUUGCAGGAGUUCUUCGCCCAGAGCGCCGCCGAGAAGUCCGAGGGCUUGCCGGUGACACCAUUCAUGGACCCGGACAAGGUCAGCAAGCCGGGCUCCCAGGUGCGCUUCAUCGGACUCGUCCUGUUGCCGCUUUUCGAGGCACUCGGCGAACUGGUCCCGGAACUCACCGACCUGAUCAUCAUACCCGUGCGCAUUGCCCUCGAGUAUUACAGACGCCUCAACGAUGCCCAGACCAAGACCCGCAAGUCUGUGGCCGACAGCAACACCUCAGCCACCUCGGACAGCAACAGCGGCACCAUCGACUCGAAUGCCGCCCUGGUGAGCACUCCCGGAGCGGCCAGCGACAAGCUGAGUCUGGACAAGACCCAGGGCAACUCUCAAAGCUCGGGCGGGGGUGGUGGCUCCACAACCGGCGGAGGCACUGGCUCUGGCGGUGGUGGCGGCUCUGGUGGUGGGGCCGGCGGCAGUGUCUCACCGCAAAUGCCGCGCUCCGGAUCCGGAAUCAGUGUCAAAUCGCGACGCAGCAUACCAUCACAGAAGUCAGCCUCCCGGACGUCGGUGGACGAGCCCGCCGGCAUGGCGGCGGAGUUACACGACUUGCCGGAAGGCAGCGAAAGUGGCGACUCGGAAACGGCCACCGAAGUGGAUGUGGCUGAGAAAACGUCCAAGUUCAAGGUGGAUACGGAGGGCAGCAGCAACCGGAGCAAGUCCUCGCACUCCACCUCCAGGAAGUCGUCGCGCGAGAAACGCCCCUCGAUGAUCGGGGAGCUGUGCAGCAGUGGCGGCGGACAGAGGAUCCGUAACUCGUACGGAAACAUCCAUGGCUAUCACGGCAAUCAGCGGUGUCACUUCGGCAACAACCGGGCCGUCAGCCUGGAUCAGUACAGUUCCGGUGGGAAUAAUCGCCGGCUAUCGGACGGCCUUCCCCAGGUGAUCUCCGACAGCAACGUCUUCUACGGCCACCGCCACAAUCGCAGCAGCCUGGAGACCACCAAUACAGGUGGCACGGUGGUGGGCCUGCCGCCGCACGACACCAAUGCCAAUACCAAUCUCCAGGGCAGUGUCCAGCUGAAGGAGCUGCUGGCCCGCACCGAGGCCGAUUCCGAGGGCGAGGGCGAGGUGGCCAUGGAGGAGAAGCUGCCGUCGGACACCACCCAGAUGAACGCCCAUGUCACCCAGCUGGUGGUGGUGGGCACCUCCUCGUCGAACGGCAAUAUCUCGGCCCCGAUAGCCGUUGGUGAACAGAUCCUGGCCAGCAACGGCAGCACCCGGAGCAGCGGCAGUGGCGUGGCCCCCAUCCCGGGAGGAUCCCCGGGUGGUGGUGGUGCUCCCCAUGGAGCGGCCAGCAGCUCGUGGAAGUCCCGACUGCGCCAGUUCUCCGACUAUUUCAGCUUCAGCUUUGACAAGAACAACAAACGAUUUGGCAGCACACGGAGCAGUCCCUGCCCGGGAUCGGGAGGAUCUCAGUCGCAGACCCAGUCGCACGCCAGCUCACAGGGCAGGGCCAAUAACAAUGCCAACGGUGUCCCAGAUGGCCAGGAGGGCGGCACUGCCACGGGAAAGUGCUGCAACAUUGGGAAGCCCGUAAGUGGAGCCGGACAGUCCCUUACCGAUCCCCUGCAACGCCAUCGGGCCUACAGCCUGGAUGUGCCCGGAAGCGGUGGACGCUACUCCUCCAACGACAGCAGCCGGCAUCCCAGCAACAAUACCCUGCAGAGUGCAGCUGCCCAGGAUGCAACGGCCUGUGACCUGGCCAGCGGCUCCUCGUCGGGGGUAUUGGAGGGUCCAAAGAUUUGACAACAGGGGUUAAGCAGGCAGCAGCCGGAGGAGGAGGAGGAGGACAUGCGACGGGGUGCAACUAUUCUCGUACAGGACAAGAACGAAGAGGCCGAGGAGGAGGAGGAUGAUGACGACGAGGACGAGGACGAAGAUGAGGGCGAGAUGCCGGGAGAGCGGCAUCAGCUGCAGCGGCAGGACGCCUCCUCCAGCUGCGAGGUGUCCUCUAUGUCGAUGACCGUUUGGUCUGCCAUCGGCCAGCGGUUGAACGCCCUCGUCUGUCACUGUUGCGAGAGGAAGUUACCUGAACCAGAAAAUGUCUAAAAAAAGGGGGGAUACAUUUCCACCAAAAAAUCAAAGUGAAUUUCCCUAAAAAAAACAUACAUUUUUCCCAAAAAACAGAGGUGAGUUUCGAAAAAGGAAAAUUAGUGAAAUUCCUCUAGAAAAAAUAGCAAAAAAAAUUAAAAAUAACCAAUUGAAGAAGUGAUUUAUGGAACUCGUAGACAGUUGCGGGAAAUUCACUUUUUAAAAGCCGGAAAAAUCUGGAAAAUCACUGUCACAGACUCUGUCUUGGCUCCCAUAGGCUAAGUUUUUUUUGUUCGCCCGUAAGUCUUCUUUUUUUAACUUUUAAGUUCUUCACAGAUUUUAUGAAAUUUUUUGUUUUUUUGUUUCAACUCUCCUCGUCUAUAUUUUUUUGAUUAAUUCGUUUUAAUUCUUUUUUUUUAUGAUUUUCUUUGUUACCUUUUAAGUAUUUUUUAUUUAUGUACACACGCGCAUACCAUACAUACACACCACAAACAAGAUGAAAAAUAUAUAUAAAAAAUAUAUAACACAGACAUUAUUAAAAAAACAUUCAUUUGUUUCAUAUUUCAAGUUUAAUUGGAAGGACAUAGCGUGUGUGAGGGUUGAACUUGAGGCGAAAAUUCCAACUUAAUUCACAAAGCUAUUAUUUUGCAGAGAAGUCUUGCUCUUCCUCUCGCUCUAUGGCUUCUAGUAGUCUCUAAUUAAUCAAAAAUAAUUUGCUUAUUUAGAUAACACAGGAGCAUUCUCCUACCAAUUAUGAAUGCAGUUGUUCCAUGGAAUUUUGCCAACUGAGUCAGAUUCUAUGGCAGCCGUGUGUCGUGUCCUUUCUGUCAAGGAUAAAUUCCAGGAUAAACUUCUGUUAGGAUGAAGGCCGUUUGUUGCUAGAUAGCAGCUCCCAUCUCCCAUCUCCUGUUGAGUUGAUUUCAGUUUCGUUCUCAACCGAAAUUUAAGUCUAAUUACGCAAAACAAAUUUUUGGCCACGGCCUCACAUACAUUCCAUACAACGUUGCAUGCAACAGUCACGGUCUUACAUGCGAGUUCCAUUUCGGUGGUACUCCCAGUUCCCCUAAUUCCAUUUGCCAGUUCGGCACAUCGAUACAGGCAGGCUUCAAUAGCAUGAACUCUUAAAAAAGCAAGAGAAAUUUAGGUUUUUAAAAAAUAUUUUAAUAUUCUUUCAACAUCAUUACUUUUAUGUUUUAAAUAUUUUUUCCACAAUUCUCAAAAGACUGUAAGCUGAAAGGUUUAAAUACUUAACUAGAGAAACUUUUGUAUAUCGAUUAUUAUCGAUAACCUAGAUAACCUCCUUUAAAAACUAAUUAAACAUAAACAUUUUUCUUAUUUUUAUUAUAUUUUAAACAAAAAACAUCCCCUUCAUCCAAGUUAGACUGUAUCUUUGGAAUUUUUUUCGGUUUCAAUUUGUGGAGGACAUGACAAAGUCCUGGCGCGACGGCAAGAUGCCCGCAGGAGCGCCUCCCAUGGCCAGUCAAUUGGAUUUUGCAGCCGGCGAUGUUUUCUGGCGGUGAUGUUUCUGGUGAUUUUGCUGCUUAUAUGGUAUGGUGAUGGGAAUGUGAUGGUUGGUUGCGUUUUAUUUUUGUUUUUUUUCGUUCGAUGUCAGCACUCAAUUAGACGGCACUGUGGGUGAUUCAAUUCUUUGAUUAUUCACAAUUUUCGGCCAGUUGGUUGGAUGGAUCUGUAGUUGGAUGGUUGUUGAAUGGUUGAAGUCCGUUGGGGACUUUCGCAACAAAUUUGUGGAAGAUAAAAGAUGCCCCCAAAAUGCUAAUGUUAUGAUCAAUGUAAAUUUCUGUAUGUAAUAUUUAUACAAUAUGCUUGAUAUUUGGCGCAGAGUUUGGAGUAUAUGGAGUAGAGAACGUAAUUGGGAGAUAGUAUCAGGAGAGUGUAGACCAAGCUGGACCUUGGAUGAACUUAUAGAGUUACCAAUAUAUUGCAGAAACAUAGUUUUUUUUGGUGUGUGUUUCAAGCACUAAUUGAGCAAAAAGUAAAAGAGAUUUAAAACUAAAAUACAUACAUACUUUAUAUAUUUAUGUGAAAAAUAUAUAAAUAUGAAUUAUUAUAUUCAGUGUACAUUUGGAUGUCUAGCAUAUCGCAGAAAAUACUCUUAAUUAAUUGUGCAUUGUAAUUGCAAAAAAAAAUGAAAUAAAAAACUGUAGCGUAUGUGUCAUUUCCUCCCAAAAAAAAGAAUAAAAUAAAAAUAAAAGAUAAAAAGAAUGGCUCUCCUCUUAACUCUCUAAGUUAUGUGUAUGUUUGUUGUAGUCGGUAAGCCAAUUAACUAAAAAAUUUACAAUAUAUAAACCAGAUCGCAACUAUUGUGGUUAUGUGUGUAUCGAUUCCCCACUCGAUGUGUGUGUUUUCAGUAGUUAGAUCGAGAACUAGCUGGUUAAAUGUAAGUUUAUUCGUGUAUAUGCAUCAAAUCAACUAAACUAAACAAAAAAAUACUAAAAAAAAACACAAAGAAACGAAAAUAAAAUCCUUUGAUUGCUAAAUCUUAGAUGUACGAUCUACCUAAAAAAAAAUAAAAUAAAAAUAAAAGAAACAAACGAACCACUCUAAAUUAGCUAACACAUCAAAUUGAUUUGUUGCCUUAUACUACUAAACUAUUACUACUACUAUACUAUAAAAACUACAACUACUACUAUACUGCAUUACAGCUGUGUGCGUUUAUUAUUUUGUAUUUUUUUGGUGGAUUAUCCUUUCGAGGAAGAAGGGAGAAGCCGCCGAAAAAGCCACAGCAUUUUAUAAAUUGUUCAUGCCACCAACUUCCCUUGUUUGAAUGACAAAACAUAAAGACUAAAACUUGAAUUUAAAAACAAAAUCAACCAAAAAAGAACAAAGGUAAAAAACCAAAAAAAAAAAACUUUCCAAUAAAAACCAACUAUACAUAUACAUUUAAAAAAAUAAAUAUAUAUAUACAAUUAUAUAUAUAUUAUAAAUAAAUAUUUAUCUUAAAGAUACCACACUACAAAUCGUAAAAAAAAAACAAGAAAACUCUAGGUGUUUUACAAAAUGUAUAAAAAAAAAAGAUAAUGAGAAAAAAAAUUUUAAGCAAAAUGGAAACUGAAUCGAAACCUCAGCCAAAAAAAAAUAAUAAAAA